Nematocida major is the source of this 465-nucleotide messenger RNA. RefSeq names its product DNA-repair protein complementing XP-A cells. The record is from RefSeq and is a predicted model, not a curated record. Gene Ontology annotation, molecular function: damaged DNA binding. Gene Ontology annotation, cellular component: nucleotide-excision repair factor 1 complex. The transcript has a single exon. Bases 1 to 465 code for a protein of 154 amino acids. Gene Ontology annotation, biological process: nucleotide-excision repair, DNA damage recognition; nucleotide-excision repair involved in interstrand cross-link repair; base-excision repair. NCBI's taxonomy places the organism in Eukaryota, Fungi, Microsporidia.
AUGCAAUAUGAUGAGUAUACAUGCGAAGGGUGUGGAAUGAACGGAGUGGACCAGGGCAUCAGAAAGGCGUUCAACGUAAACUACUGCAGGCUCUGCAAGAGCAAGCUGUCUCUAAUCACCCAGACAACUGCGGUGAAGGACUACUUGCUCAGCAGAGACGACUUGAGGGGCCUGGCGAAGAUGGAAAUGGUCAACCCCAGAGACGCAGGAUGGAAGCCCAUGAUGCUGUACAGAAAGGCCGACGUGGAGAGAGUGUCGCAGCAGAAGUACGCAGACGUGGAGCAGGAAAAGGAAGCACGGAAAGAGAAGCAGAAGGAGAGAAGAAGCAAAGCAAUAAAAAAAAAGCUGCUGCUUCUUCGAAGGACGCUUAAGCCCAAAAUGAAGCAAGAGGCCGUGCACGUGCAUUCAUUUGACGCUGAGGGAAAGUGUGCCUGUGGAUUGGCGGUUGAGGUUGAGGAGAUAUAA